Messenger RNA from Oncorhynchus mykiss (rainbow trout), 2578 nucleotides. The record is from RefSeq and is a predicted model, not a curated record. Lineage: Eukaryota; Metazoa; Chordata; Actinopteri; Salmoniformes; Salmonidae.
GCACAACACCGGAAACAGACAAGUAAACGGAAGUGAACAAGGCUAAGAACAACUUCCACGUUAGCGGUUUUAUUUAGACGUUUUAACAUCCUGGAACUCAAAAUCGGAUUAAUUGAACUGGACAUCAUCACCCCGUGUAGUGUUUAGUUCGAGUUUGAGACAGGACUUAUUUGAUAGCUAACUAGCUAACAAUGGCUAACUGUAUGAUUUUUCACACUCAAAUAGCCUCCAUCAUGGAGGUUCUAGCGAAUGCAGCCGUGGCAGAGAUCUGUAAACUCGUAGACGACGACUAUGCAGUGUUUCGUUUGGAAAUAACUCAAAGCCAGAAAGAAAACAGGGCAUUGCGGAGGAAACUACUGGAAUCGAAGGUGGCACGGGAGCGCGCAGAAAGGACAACGCGAGAGCGCGUCCUCGCCAGUCGUCCCAGUAGUGUCAAGAUUGUCGAACGAUACAGAGGAAUGGCAAGAGCUUUCCCCCAAUCACACUCUCAGGUGAAGGACAUCUCACUGGAGGCCACAGGAGCUUUGUGAAGCCAGUGGGACACAAUACUUGGAGAGAUGACCAACCAAUCACUGUUGAUGAGGGGAGUGGAACCUCAACCCAGCAUGUUAUCAUGAUAGAGGAUGCAGAUGCAGAGGCUGCAGGUCCUAGAGGAUCGUCCCUGGUCAAGCAGGAGAGGACUGAAGAAGAGGACACACAACACAACAUCACGGAGGUCAGUGGCAUGCUAGAGUCUGCAGAGGCUGAAGAUCCUGGUGUCAAGCUAGAGAGGUCUGAAGGAGAGGAGGACCCAUGGCACAGCAGAGACAUCCAAACUGUAACGGCUGAAGCGCCCCAUGUAAACAGAAAAGACCCAACCUCACCAGCACAGCCAAGGACCCGACGCAGCAUCACGGAGGAGGAGGAGGGUCUGGAGGUGCUGCUGGUGAAGGAGGAGGGGUGUGAGGAGGGUCUGGGGAACCCUGAGGGGACCAUGGUCAUGGAGGACAACCUGACUACACCUCCUGAACCCACAGAGGAACCAGCUGAGCAGCACAGGACCACACACAGUCUCACUGAGCCAGUAGACAUUGAGGAUGGGAAGAUUGAUCUGCUGGUAGUCAAAGAGGAGAGAAUAGAAGACAUAUCCGAGAGCACUGACCUGCUGAGUGGACUAAAGAUGGGGGAGCAAGGUGGUUGGCUAGAGGCUAACAGAGGAGUCUGGGUGUCCAUCUUGGAUUCCAAGACCGGUGCAGCUAAGAUCCCAGGGGACGACAUCACUGAGCAGGCCAGGACCAGAUGCAACAUAAUGGAGGUCAGCGGAUGGGACAGUGUCCUCAACUCUGGGCUGGGGAACAACACUGUUAACCACAACCAGAAACCGACAGUGAAAGAAAAAACAACAGCUGAACUUAGUCUCCAUGGCAACAGACUGGCUGAGACCAGGGCGAGACGUAGAUUAGGUCUGCGAGGGCGGGGAGGUGUCUGUAUUCAGCUGGAGAGAACAGACACAGAGUUGGUUAGCGAUGCUCCCUCCUGCUCUUAUAGUUGUGAUUCAGAGAGACUGAUGGUGCCUCAGGUUAACCCCCUAACAGGUGCUGCCUUCAACCUGCCUUCUAUAGGAUCCAUCAACUGGAACAUGGACCCUGAGACAACACAGACACUCCCUGGCCUUCGUCCUCCUCACACUUUCCUAAUGUUAAACCAGACCUCAGACAAGGCCAGUGCCUCAACACUAAAUGGCUACGCAAGCCCAUUGACAAAUGAAAGUGGUAGUAAUGCUAUCAGCAGAUCCAGUGGCAAAGAGAAGCGCUUCCUGUGUUCGUUCUGUGGGAAAGCCUUCAGUUUCCCCAAACAGGUGGAGAUCCACCAGAGGAUGCACACGGGGGAGAAACCGUUCAGCUGCCAUCUGUGCCGGGCUAGUUUCUCCCACUCGUCCAGCCUGAAAAGGCACCAAAUGGUCCACACAGGGGUGAAACCCUUCAGCUGUACCCAGUGUAACAUGCGCUUCGCCCAGGCUGGUGACCUGAAGAGGCACCAGAGGGUCCACACAGGGGAGAAACCCUUCAGCUGCCCCCAGUGUGAGAAGAGGUUCACCCGUCAGAACCAGCUGAAGAUGCACCUGAAGGUCCACACGGGAGAAAGGCCAUUUUCCAAUACGCACUGCAGGAAGAGGUUCUCAGAGAGGAGCUACCUCAGGAUACACCAGCAGAAAAACCAUUCCACUCUAUAACAUUGAAAGUAACCAUUCCGCUGGAUAGCUUCUGAUGUGUUGAUCAAACCUUGCAAUAAAGACAAAGAUUAAUUUUCAUAGUUGUCAGCAGAAAAUACCCACAGAUGCAGAUUUCAGUGUUGAAUAUUCUUUGGGAGAAUAUUUCAUCCAGACAUUGUGUGAUAUAUAUGCCUAAAAAGCCUGCAUAGUGUUUGUAUUGUGUAGGCUGUGAUUUUCACAAAUACCUAUUUCAUUACUUCCAUUACUCCCCCCCCCCCCCCCCCCAUACACUUUUAAUGAGAAAGUGAAUGCAGUUUUAGUUGAGAUGUGUGGUUUUCAUAUGGUGUAUUUAAAACUGGUUUAUGUUUAAUAAACACUGACUUUUCA